Nothoprocta perdicaria is the source of this 657-nucleotide messenger RNA. Its product is annotated as olfactory receptor 6F1-like. Lineage: Eukaryota; Metazoa; Chordata; Aves; Tinamiformes; Tinamidae. Gene Ontology annotation, molecular function: olfactory receptor activity. The record is from RefSeq and is a predicted model, not a curated record. Gene Ontology annotation, cellular component: membrane. Gene Ontology annotation, biological process: G protein-coupled receptor signaling pathway.
AUGGGACCAAGAAAUGAAGCUGUAGUUGCUGAGUUCAUCCUAGAGGGUUUCUCAGGCCUUGCUCAAAGACUACAUCUCUUUCUCUCCCUGAUCCUUCUACUCACAUACCUGACAACAGUGACAGGCAACAAUAUGAUCAUUUUUCUCAUGUGUGUGGAUCCGCAAAGUCCCAUGUACAUUUUCAUCAGCAAUCUGGCAUUCCUCGAAAACUGGUUUAUGUCCUCUACAGCCCUCAUAUUGCUGGCCAUUCUGAUCUCUGGGAGGAGAACAAUCUCCUGAAGCAUCUGGUUUGCCCAGUCCUGUUUCUGUUUCGCCCUGGGCUGUGCAGAUUUUUCUCUCCUUAUUAGCAUGGCCUUUUACUGCUACCUUGCCCUCCACCAGCCCUUACAUUCUGCUGCCAUCAUGAAGCAGCAGCUCUUCACCCACCUGGUUAUUGCUCUGUGGGUCACAGCCUUCGCUCUCUUCACUUACCACCUGGUCCUGCUCUCAAAGGUGACCUUCUGUGGCCUCCAAAAGAACCACUAUUUCUUGUGGGACAACUACYCCUUAUUUAAACUGUCCUGCUCUGAUACCAGCCUGCUUUGGAAAGCAGAUGCUGUUUUGAUAUUGUUUGCUGUGCUGGGUUCCUUAUGUUUAACCGUGUUUUAACCACUGGCU